Rhododendron vialii is the source of this 2877-nucleotide messenger RNA. RefSeq names its product U-box domain-containing protein 35-like. NCBI's taxonomy places the organism in Eukaryota, Viridiplantae, Streptophyta, Magnoliopsida, Ericales, Ericaceae. Bases 169 to 2562 code for a protein of 797 amino acids. Gene Ontology annotation, molecular function: ATP binding; protein kinase activity. The transcript has 9 exons. The record is from RefSeq and is a predicted model, not a curated record. Gene Ontology annotation, biological process: protein phosphorylation.
CAAAAUAGAAAUGGAGAGGAACCACAGGUUAGGGUUAAAAACCCAAAAAGGAAAACCACAAAGCUACCAUUUUUUCUCUCUUUUUUUUUUCUUUUCUGGUGGUGGUGGUGGUGGUUCUUUCUUUAGGGCAAUUACGUGGCGGUGGCAUUGGCGGUGGUGGUGGUGGAGAUGACUCCGUCGUCAAUAUCAUCGUCUUCGUCGCGCAAUUCGAAAGAUGAAGAAAUUGCCACCACAGCCAUUGCGAUUGAUAAAGACAGGAACAGUGAAUUCGCCGUCAGAUGGGCUGUAGAUAAUCUAUUGAAGAAGAGCUCUAAUGUUAUUCUUGUCCAUGUCAAGACCCAAAGUGUGCAAUCCAAGGAGGAUGUUCCUAAGGGUGGUCAUGCGCCAUUGGAAAGCGAGAAGGAGUUCUUCCUUCCUUAUCGUGGAUUCUGUGCUCGCAAAGGGGUUCGAGCAAAGGAGGUGGUCCUCCACGAUAUUGAUGUUUCAAAUGCACUAGUUGAUUUUAUCAGUACCCACUCCAUCACCAAUUUGGUCCUUGGUGCCUCCAACCGCAGUGCGUUAACUAGGGCGUUUAGAAACGUAGAUGUGCCAACUACUGUGUCCAAAUCUGCACCAGACUUCUGCUCGGUGUAUGUUGCAUCGAAAGGGAAAGUUCAGAAUGCCAAGACAGCCAGCCAACCUUCUACACCUACUAGUGCAACUGGUUCCAAGCGAUCAUCUCAACCAAGGUUUUCAGUCGAGACUUCACGAUCGGAUGAUUUGUAUCGAAGUUCUAGCCAAAGCAGUUGGAGAAGUGGAGGGUCCGAGAGGAUAUCAUUGGAUAGGAGUAGUGAUUCCAUGCAGUUAACUCCACGUGACUUAACUCCACACGACUUAACUCCACGCGACAGGAUCCCCAGAAGUAUUAUGGCUUCACCCAGCAUUGUUGCUUCACCCAAACACCCAGCUAGCAAUCUGAAUCCUAGGGUUCGCAAUGAGGGGAUUUACUCUCACCUAGAUUCCACCAUGGAGAUAAGUGAUUUUUCAGGACCACCCAGUUUUCAGUCUAUUGAUCUGUCCAGUGAAAAUUUAGACCGGCCUCGCACAUCAGAUGUUUCCAGGAGCUCUGUCUCGUCCUCCCAAGCCUCAAGGGAAGUAGAAGCUGAAAUGAGGAGACUAAAGCUUGAGCUGAAGCAAACCAUGGACAUGUACAAUUCAGCUUGCAAAGAAGCAAUUGAUGCCAAAGAGAAGGGCAAAGAGAUCGACCAAUGGAAAACAGAGGAGACACGCAAGUUACAGGCUGCCACACAAGCCCAAGAUGCUGCAUUGGCUUUGGCUGAGAUGGAAAAGCAGAAAACCAGGGUUGCCCUUGAAGCGGCAAAGACGUCACGACGACUAGCAGAAUUGGAGGUUCAGAAGCGAAAAAAUGCAGAGACGAAGGCCAUGCAUGAGGCAGAAGAGAGGAAGAAAGCUAUGGAGGCAUUGGCACGCACUGAGAUUCGGUAUAGAAAGUACACGAUUGAAGAGAUUGAAAUUGCAACUGAGUACUUCUCCAGUUCAUUGAAGGUUGGUGAAGGAGGAUACGGUCCUGUUUAUAAAGCCUUUCUUGACCAUACAGCUGUUGCUAUAAAAGUUUUAAAGCCCGAGAUGUCUCAAGGGAAAAAGCAAUUUCAACGGGAGAUUGAGGUACUGAGCUACAUGAGACACCCACACAUGGUUCUUCUGUUGGGCGCCUGCCCUGAGUACGGAUGCAUUGUUUAUGAGUACAUGGAAAACGGCAGCUUGGAAGACAGGCUCUUCCGGAGAAACAACACUCCCCCACUUCCAUGGAGAACCCGUUUCAAAAUUGCCGCUGAAAUUGCCGCUGCUCUUCUUUUCCUUCACCAAACAAAGCCAGAGCCUUUGGUGCAUAGGGACCUCAAACCGGCGAACAUUCUCUUAGGCCGCCACUUUGUGAGCAAGAUCAGUGACGUUGGUUUAGCCCGGUUGGUGCCACCGAAUGUGGCUGAUAGCGUCACCCAAUAUCAAAUGACAGCAGCAGCUGGGACAUUUUGCUACAUUGACCCAGAGUAUCAACAAACAGGAAUGCUGGGUGUAAAAUCAGAUAUAUACUCUUUGGGAAUUAUGUUAUUGCAGAUUAUUACAGCAAAACCUCCUAUGGGUCUGACCCACCAUGUUGGGAGGGCAAUUGAGAAGGGAACUUUUUCAGAGAUGCUUGAUCCAACGGUGACGGAUUGGCCUUUUGAAGAGGCGAUGUCGUUUGCUAAACUGUCUAUACAGUGUUGUGAGCUGAGGAGGAAAGACAGGCCAGACCUUGCUUCGGUCAUAUUACCUGAGCUUCAGCGACUUAGCGACCUCGGUUCUGAUAAUGGAUCCAGUAAUAGAGGCGCUAUCACCUAUGGAUCGUCUUUUGUUAAUUCAAAUUUUCAAGUGAGAUCACCGUUCAGUCAGGAAAAAAGGAGAAGGAAUCCCGGCACACCAACAGAAACCCAGGGUAGAUCAGUGUUGAAAGAAAGCAGUAGCACAUACACUCCAGAACUGGAAAGUGAGGUUUCAAGACCAGUUUUGGACAAGGCCAGUUGAUCCCUCCAUACGAGUCUGAAAGCGAGCUUUUGGAAGGCUCUUCUUCUUUUUUCUUUUUUUUUUUUCUAGUGAUUUUUUACACUCGUCUUCGAAGUUGAUAGUUCAAAAUUCUUACAAGGGACGCUCCUGCAACUGACUAGAACAAAGUCGAAGUUCUUGGGAGUGUCUGAGUACUGGAACUAAUACCCCAAAGGUUGCAUGCAUGCCUUGGAAUUUAGAUUAGUGCAGAGAGUGAGAUUCAUGUAGACAUUAAAAACAUUACCGUCCUUUGUUGAAGUAUGAAUUCGAGUUCCUGCGUAGUUUUUUACUGCUUAA